This is a messenger RNA of Cladophialophora bantiana CBS 173.52, 663 nucleotides long. RefSeq lists its product as uncharacterized. The transcript has a single exon. Lineage: Eukaryota; Fungi; Ascomycota; Eurotiomycetes; Chaetothyriales; Herpotrichiellaceae. Bases 1 to 663 code for a protein of 220 amino acids. The record is from RefSeq and is a predicted model, not a curated record.
AUGGACAAACUUCAUGACGACCUUCUUCAAAUCAUUCUCUUGCAGCCCGGUGUCCAGCGCGUAUAUUGGGGCCGGGAAAUCGAGAACCCUCUGACGUUGAGAUGGUUUGUCGACUGGGAUGACGUUGAGAACCAUAAAAGGUUCAUGAAUGCUGAGUAUGUGCUUACAUUCCAUCCCCCUUACCUUCGCCUAUUGACCGUUUGUAAGUGCCUACGAACCGUUCAUGGAGGGGAUCGGAACUAUCGUCGCUGGCGCGGUAAAGGAUAUCAUGCUCGACCCAGGCCUCAUCCUCCCGUCCCUGCUCUCAGUAACACCACGUCUCCAAUUACCGAGGUCGUGACCAUGUGGUUUCGAAACACAUACCCGCAGAAUGAUCAAGACAAGGUGACCGAGGAGGUAGAGAACUUCAUCUCAAUUUUCGAAAACCAUGCGCACAAUUAUACGGCUUCUGCUGCAGGUUGGGUGGAUGAAGAGAUUGACAUCCCAGGGAUGGAGGAGCGCGGAAAGGCAUAUGUACUACUGGUUGGCUGGACUUCUGUUGAGGCGCACAUGCAGUUUCGAGAGACCCAGGCAUUCAAGGAUUCCAUUCACUAUGUUAUGGGAGCAAAGAACCUGAAGAAGAUCGAGGCGGUUCAUGUAAGCUUGACGGAGAUCACUAAAUAG